UCGCAACGGCCCUCAUUUGCCAGCAUUCACCCUUCCAGCUACAUAUGUUACCUUCAGCCCUUCGAAAUUGCGCGACGAUCAGCCAUCCAUUGUCCCAUCGAGUUCAAAAAAGGACCGACAUGGCUGUCAACGGCUCGCAUGCAUCUACCUUAA
This is a messenger RNA of Bipolaris victoriae FI3, 153 nucleotides long. RefSeq lists its product as hypothetical. The annotation marks the transcript as partial. Lineage: Eukaryota; Fungi; Ascomycota; Dothideomycetes; Pleosporales; Pleosporaceae. The transcript has a single exon. The record is from RefSeq and is a predicted model, not a curated record.